Messenger RNA from Quercus robur (English oak), 888 nucleotides. RefSeq lists its product as uncharacterized. The record is from RefSeq and is a predicted model, not a curated record. Bases 1 to 888 code for a protein of 295 amino acids. NCBI's taxonomy places the organism in Eukaryota, Viridiplantae, Streptophyta, Magnoliopsida, Fagales, Fagaceae. The transcript has a single exon.
AUGGAAGCAAACUGCCACUCUGAACAAGGGCCCCGUCCAAAGAAGGGACGGACGGACGACAAAAAGGACCGAGAUAAUAGGAAGACAGGCCCCCCAGCAAGGAAUCAGAAUUAUACACCCCUAAAUGCUCUACUUGAUCAAGUGCUCAUGCAGAUCAAGGAUGAUCCUUCCUUGAAGUGGCCAGAGAAGAUGAAAGGCGAUCCUAACAAGCGCAAUAAGAAUAAAUACUAUUGCUUCCAUAGAGAUCAUGGCCAUGACACGGACGAAUGUUAUGACUUGAAGCAGCAGAUUGAGAAUCUUAUUAGACAAGGAAAGUUGAGGCAUUUCGUUGGAAGAGAUCAUAAAAAUGAGAAGUUGAAGGGAAAAAUGGAAGAAUCAUCACGACCCCCACUUGGAGAGAUAAGGGUUAUUAUAGGAGGGACUUCAGUAAGACAGUCUUCCAAGUCAAAGAAGACGUAUCUCAAAGUGGUGCAAAACGUCCAACUUUCUAGACGAUCACCAAGGACGAGGGGGACCGAUGAGUCAACUAUCUCAUUCACCAACAAAGAAGCUGAAAGGAUUCAUCAUCCGCAUGACGAUGCCAUUGUCAUUACUUUACUUAUCGCAGAUUAUACAACUAAGAGAGUGUUGGUGGAUAAUGGAAGUUCAACAGAUAUAUUGUACUACCCUACCUUCCAACAGAUGAGGCUUGGACGAGAUCAACUUCGUCCAGUGAGCUCGCCAUUGAUAGGGUUUGGAGGAAUGAAAGUGCAACCUGUGGGUACCAUUACGUUGCCUGUAGUGGUGGGAGCAUAUCCGCAGCAAGUAACUAAGGACGUGAGUUUCUUAGUGGUUGACUGUUCGUCAUCCUACAAUGCCAUAAUUGGAAGACCAACUCUAAAUAGUUGA